This is a messenger RNA of Papilio xuthus (Asian swallowtail), 1601 nucleotides long. The record is from RefSeq and is a predicted model, not a curated record. NCBI's taxonomy places the organism in Eukaryota, Metazoa, Arthropoda, Insecta, Lepidoptera, Papilionidae.
UUUUCCGAUCCUCUCUUCUUCUCUCCGCCAUUUUGUGAACAUUGGCGUCGGUAUUCGGUGUUUAAUAAUUUCGUGUACAGAUAUAGGUUUCCAAUUUUGUAUUCAAUUAACUAUAAGUGUAUUUUGUGACAAAUGUGGAAUAAACGUGUUGAGGAUUAACUAAACAACAUAAAAUUGGCUUACAGAAAAUGUCGCGCUACGGUGACUGCAAAGUGUACGUUGGUGAUUUAGGUAACAAUGCAAGUAAACCAGAACUAGAGGAUGCCUUUUCAUACUACGGUCCCCUAAGAAAUGUGUGGGUAGCGAGGAAUCCACCCGGCUUCGCAUUUGUAGAAUUUGAAGAUCCCCGUGACGCUGAGGAUGCGAUUCGCGGUUUAGAUGGACGAACAAUUUGUGGCCGUCGGGCUCGAGUGGAAAUGUCCAACGGAAGUAGAGGAUAUGGACGCGGGCCGCCGCCUAGGUCCCGUCUUCCACCGCGUCCUUAUGACGAUCGCUGCUACGAUUGCGGGGACCGUGGUCAUUAUGCACGGGAUUGUACACGUCGCCGGCGCCGCAGGUUAUCAUUGGCCUGUGCGCCGAGAACGAACUCUUCAGUGUCUGCACUUCUUAUUGUCUGCGCUACGUAGCUUACACUUCGCGGCGUGUACUCCGCUUAUGUUGACAACUGUAACUUCGCUCUGCGAACUACGUAGUGACGGCCUACGUGCACACUUCACUUUUUGAAAACUACAUUGAGCAUUAUGUUUGUUCAAUCGACGCGACACACGUCUAAUGUAAUCACUGCGUGCACUCAGUGAGUUACACAUUUAUAUCCCACAUUUGUGUUCAGAGCAGGCCUGCUGUUAUAAUCAUUUAUUUACAGUUAUCAUACAGUUAAGUAUAUAUAGUAAGAGGACAAUUCAUUCAUUUACAUGAUGACUUGCACAUUGGGACACGAAGAGGUAAUGUCUGGAUCAUGGAAGGUUUUUUAUUUUCAAAGAUUGCACUAUAGAUUUAAAUUUUAAACUAGGGCCGGGCCGUCUUUAAAUGUGUAUCAGAUUUUAACGUCAACACAAUAUUUUAUUAUAUUUUUUGUACAAGUAUUGGUCAGUCACAGUUACAGCAACAGUUCAAGAUUUGUAUUUAUAAUAUAUUGAAAAUAACUUCUGAGGUUAUAUAUAGACAGAAUUCAAAUUUCUUAUUAAUUUUUGUGUCUAAUCCAACCUUAGGUUAAAUAUAUUAAGUAAGUAUUUGUGAUUAGAGUGUAAUUAGUUUUUGUGUGUGUGAUUGCAGCCGUUCGCGCUCCCGCCGCCGCACGCGCUCCCGCUCGCCGAGAUCAGGCUCCCGCUCACGCAGCCGCUCUCGCUCGCGAUCUCGCUCCAAGGGGAGGUCGAUGUCCCGCUCCAGAUCACGUUCUCCAUCCAAAGAUUCCAAAAAGUCCAAUUAAAUUGCCACCGAUCAUAGUUUAAUAAUUGCAAUGAUUUAAUUUUUUUUAUUCAUAGGACAUCACAUUUAUGUGUCCACCUUGACUAUGUUGCAUCAUUCCUGUCUCUUAAAUGUGAUGUGUUUUAAGGGUACAAUGAUAUAUUGAUUGUGUUAUCAAUAUACUGUCAUAACAAUUA